CUCUGUUUUUUCUUAUUUUAUUUAAAUGUGUUACCCAUGAUUACUAGAUCUACUCUCACAGUUUAUGAUGUAAUUUGUUGUAGAUACAUUGGUACUGUUCGACCUUCUUAUGAUCGGGUAUGCCUCCCGAUGUUUUCGGCGUACUAACUUCUGUGAGGUGUGUGAAGGAAGCAACCCUGUAGGUGUCGUUGAUGAGGCGAUCACGUCUACACUGGCGGCACCAAUGAAAGAUGAAAUCAACAUCGCCCUUCAUCACCUUCGGACAUCCAUAGAUACAAAGUAUCAAAACCUUAUUGAAGCUCACAAUCCAGUAAACGCAGACUGCAGAAUUGGUGACACGUUAAAUAUACCGCGACAAAACAACAUGAACGAGUAUCUCAGGUUGUUAUUUAGAAAAAUAACACACGUAGCUGUUAAAACAGAGUACGCAGACUGCAUGCUUGAGGAGGGACGCUCAGGGAACUAUGAAGAAGUAAGAGCUGGCUUAAACAGAGCAUUGUGUGCACUUCUUCGUAGAAACCGCACAUUUCGUAAUGACCGGAAGCUAUGUUCACCUCGGUACUGUCCACUUCCAGGUCAGGCAGACACGUCCAACUCAGAGAGAAUCGAUUUUGAGAGAUGUACACUGUUAGAGAGUUCCAUGCAUUUAAAUAGUAUAAUCGCCUCCUGGGAACAAUGUAUCAAUGACAAUGACGAAACUUACACGUGCAUCGCAUCUUCAAGGCGACGAUCAAGACGCCACAAUGAAGGCAGGAAGGGAGGGAGACGAGGUCGUAAAAACAGACGCCGAGGGCGUAAGGGAAACAAAAGCCGAAAAGCCCUCCGCAAAAGAUGCAUGAAGAAAAGUGGAAAACCUCGCAAAAGGUGCUUACGAAAACUGAGGAGGAAAUACAAAAUGUAAAUCUAGACGAACUGAUAUAAGCUGGUUUGGAUAAAUAAUUAUAAUAUUAUAAUUAUAUAUAAAGAGAGUGGAUAUGGCGCAGUGGAAUCAGCUGCGGGUAUUCCUGGCUAGGCGAUUAUGUGCCGUAGAUCGUGAGUUCGAGGCUCGGUCAGGAAAUGAGUCUUCCUUCGUCAUUUGUUUUACUAUACUACAUCGCUAUAUUCAAUUCAAUAAUCAUCGGCAGCUAUUUCAUUUUUCUAUUUUUUAAGUUGUAGUAUGUUUUCGUUGAUAAAUUGUUAAAUAAUAUAAAUUGUAUGCUCAUUAAUUAUUUUCACCCAUUUACCUUUUGUGUGUAUAUAAAUAUCUACUGUACAUAAAGAUAUGACAACUGUUGAAUAUUUGAUGUAAACAUGAAAUAGCUAACUCAGCCAGGUAUUUCGCUCAGGUAAGCAGCCUGAUGUAUUGUGUGUCGUAAAUCAAUGGAAUGUGUACACACUCACAGUGUGGUUAUAAAUGACCGGGUUUUACACACCCACAUUUACGUCUAAAUAUAAAUUUAGGUUAGCCAAUCAAACGCAUGCUCUUUCUAUAUAUACCCACACAAAUAGAAAUACCAUUACUUUACUAUCAUUCACCUUACAACUCUCUGUAUUGACGAAUGAAAUCAACGUUUAGGGCUGUAGAACCAAACAAGGAUUAUCCGUGGUUUAUAUAUAGUUGUAAGUUUGCGCCUUAUCAAUGAAUGUAUUCUAUCAUAUAUAUAUAGAUAGAUAUAUUGGAAUUUAAGUUUGCAAACUCUAUCAUGUUAUUCAAUGCUUAAUGGCCUCUCUUGUGAUGAUAUUAUUUUCCUUUUGUACAUUGACAUUUUAGUUACGUAUGGAAUUGAUUGCAUUUAGGGAAAACAUUCUGGAGGUAUAUAUGGAAUUUGAGAAAAUCGAAAUAGAUCUCAACUUAUAAGAUACAGAAAAGAUAUGUCUUUACUUAACUCAGUUUUUUUUUGUAAAAUUGGAUAUUGGAUCUAUUUUAGAUAACAUGAAAUAAGUAUUCUGAACCUGUGCCACUAUUCACAAGAAAUACUUUUGAUAUUACGUUGUUUGUUUGUUUGUAUGUAUGCUAUGUCAUUUGGAAUAAUGUUGCCUGUACCGGGUGUGAUCGGUUUUCUCCAAUGGAGAUAUGCCUGACGUAGUUAUCUCCCUUUGCAUAAACUAUACCAUGUCAACAAAGGAUGUUGUUAGUUUGAUACACGUCCCUAUACAAAAUCUGACAUGCCUUAAAUGUUAACAAAACUGUGAAUGUAUUUAUCUUAGCCCAUUGAAUGUUAGCGCAUUACUGAAUUGAAAGAGAAAAGCGCUCUGAUGAAUUGGCGCACUCACAUCACCUGCUACAUUGUAUAGAAAACAAUGUAGAAAACUUUAAUUGGCGCAAUCCUAAUUUAGCGGAAUGCUUUCAACAUGAAAAGCGCUAAAUUAGGAUUAAUGCUAAAAUAUGUACAUCUACAGUAAGUGGGGACCAAUAAGGACAGCAUAGGGAAGGUACCAGGGAAAUCAAUGAUAUAUUAUCGUUAAGUUAGGUAGACUCUGCGAGUCAAUUUAAUGUAUACUUUAUAACAAAUCAUACCAAAACAUUCCUACUAUAUAUAUAUAUAUAUAUAUCAUAUUUUCUGUAUAUUUUGUGUCUGAUUUUUGUUUUAUAUUCAUUAAAAUAUAUUUUGAAAAGGA
Molecule: messenger RNA, 2598 nt
Organism: Pecten maximus
Lineage: Eukaryota; Metazoa; Mollusca; Bivalvia; Pectinida; Pectinidae
Exons: 3
Coding region: 110-901 (263 amino acids)
Source: RefSeq, a predicted model, not a curated record